AUGACCCUCCUGCUGCAACCCUUCUUUGCACUGCUUCGUUCCGCACCACUGCCACUCCGUGCUGUCGCUUACUCUAACGCCCCCACCACAGAUAGCACCGCCAGCAGCAGCAGCAGCGGCGGCGGCGGCGGCGGCGGCGGCGGCGGCGGCGGCGGCGGCGGCAGCGGCGGUGGCAGCAGCGAGCGUGGAACUGUAUUAGGAGCUGCUGGUGCAUGUGCUCACUUCGCCCUCACUCUCACCGUCGCUCUCCCCUUCCUCCUCGCUCUCCACCUCGCCCUCCUCCUCUCCUCCCUCUCAUCCUUCUCUGCAUCGCUCCUGGCAGCCCUCACCUGCUCGCCCCACCUGCCCUCCGCCCUCGCUGCUCUCGUGUUGCGAUGCGAGCCCAUGCGACUCAUGGUGCGAGCAGUGAUGGGCACCGUGGGAGUGGCAGCAGUCAAGCAGGCAUGGAGUAAUCCGUCCCUCUGCUCGCCAGCCAUUGUUGAUGGUUACACCAAGCCCCUGGCGUGUCGCAACUGGGACAGGGCGCUGAUAGAGUUCACAGUAGCAGCCACGCUCAACCCCAACACGGCCGCCAAGCUGCAUGCACUCAACCUCCCAGACAGGUAUGGGCCAGGAGCCACGCUGCUUUGUCGUCAGGAUGAUGUAGGGGGGUAG
Closterium sp. Naga37s-1 is the source of this 654-nucleotide messenger RNA. The record is from the annotation of a GenBank genome assembly. Lineage: Eukaryota; Viridiplantae; Streptophyta; Zygnematophyceae; Desmidiales; Closteriaceae.